CGGUGCCGGCAGGGGGCGGCCGUAUGGCGGCGACGGCGCUCCGCCUGUGCCGCGCUGCGCGCCCGCUGCCGGCUGCUGCUGCCGCCGCGGCCCGAAACACGGCUCCAGCCCCGCGGCCGCCUCCGCGCCUCUCCGCCUCCUCCUCUUCCUCAUCCGCCUCCUCCUCUGCUUCCCGCCACUCUCCGCCGCAGCCCGUCAUGCAGGCCUUCCAGUACCCCGAGGUGUACCGCGACGAGACCGCCGUGUCGGAUUACCAUGGAUGUAAAAUCAGCGAUCCGUACUGCUGGCUUGAAGAUCCCGAUAGUGAACAGACGAAGGCAUUUGUGGAGGCUCAGAACAAGCUGACAGUACCCUUUCUCGAGCAGUGUCCUGUCAGAGGACUGUUCAAGGAGCGAAUGACAGAACUCUAUGAUUAUCCUAAGUACAGCUGCCACUUCAAGAAAGGAAAAAGAUAUUUCCACUUCUACAAUACAGGGCUCCAGAAUCAGCGAGUUUUAUACGUACAAGACUCCUUGGAUGCCGAAGCCAAAGUUUUUCUUGAUCCAAAUAAGCUUUCUGAUGAUGGCACUGUGGCCUUACGAGGUUAUGCAUUCAGUGAAGAUGGUGAAUAUUUUGCAUAUGGCCUGAGUUCUAGUGGCUCUGAUUGGAUUACUAUCAAGUUUAUGAAAGUAGAAGGUCCUGAGGAUCUCCCAGAUACACUGGAGAGAGUUAAAUUCAGUUGCAUGGCAUGGACCCAUGAUGGAAAAGGCAUGUUCUAUAACUGCUACCCAGAACAAGAUGGGAAAAGUGAUGGCACUGAGACCUCCACUAAUCUUCAUCAAAAGCUGCAUUAUCACGUAUUAGGAACUAACCAGUCAGAAGAUAUCCUAUGUGCUGAAUUUCCUGAUGAACCAAAAUGGAUGGGUGGAGCUGAGGUGUCGGAUGAUGGUCGAUAUGUCUUGCUGUCUGUCAGAGAAGGCUGUGAUCCGGUGAACAGACUGUGGUACUGUGAUCUACAGAAAGAGUCUCAGGGUAUAACAGGAAUUCUUCAGUGGGUGAAGCUGAUAGAUAACUUUGAGGCUGAGUACGAGUAUGUCACCAAUGAAGGAACAGUGUUCACUUUCAAGACAAACCGCCAUUCUCCAAAUUAUCGGUUAAUCAACAUUGACUUCAGUGAUCCAGAGGAAUCCAAAUGGAAAGUACUCGUCCCUGAACAUGAAAAAGAUGUUCUAGAAUGGGUUGCUUGUGUGAGGUCCAAUUUCCUGGUUUUGUGCUACCUGCAUGAUGUGAAGAAUAUCCUGCAGCUUCAUGACCUAGCCACUGGUGCACAUCUCAAGACUUUUCCCCUAGAAGUUGGUAGUAUUGUGGGAUAUAGUGGCCAAAAGAAGGACACUGAAAUAUUCUACCAGUUUACUUCCUUUUUAUCUCCAGGUAUUAUAUAUCACUGUGAUCUGACCAAAGAGGAACUGGAGCCAACAGUUUUCCGAGAAGUGACUGUUAAAGGAUUUGAUCCUUCGGUUUACCAGACAAUUCAGGUUUUCUACCCUAGCAAAGAUGGCACUAAGAUUCCAAUGUUUAUUAUUCACAAGAAAGGAAUUAAAUUAGAUGGUUCUCAUCCUGCCUUCUUGUAUGGAUAUGGAGGCUUCAACAUAUCAAUUACACCAAGCUACAGCGUGUCAAGACUUAUCUUUGUGCGACACCUGGGAGGUGUUCUAGCAGUGGCAAACAUCAGGGGUGGGGGCGAAUAUGGAGAGACCUGGCAUAAAGGUGGUAUCUUGGCCAACAAACAAAAUUGCUUUGAUGACUUUCAGUGUGCCGCCAAAUACCUCAUCAAGGAAGGCUACACAUCCCCAAAGAAGCUGACUAUUAAUGGAGGAUCAAAUGGGGGCCUCUUAGUUGCUGCCUGUGCUAAUCAGCGCCCUGACCUGUUUGGUUGUGCUAUUGCCCAAGUGGGAGUGAUGGACAUGCUCAAAUUCCACAAGUACACCAUCGGCCAUGCUUGGACCACUGACUAUGGUUGCUCCGACUGUAAAGAGCAGUUUGAAUGGCUGCACAAGUACUCUCCACUUCACAAUGUCAAACUACCAGAAGAAGAUGGCAUCCAGUAUCCGUCCACGCUGCUUCUCACAGCAGACCACGAUGACCGUGUGGUCCCUCUGCAUUCGCUGAAGUUCAUCGCUACCCUGCAGUACAUUGUGGGCCGAAGCAGUAAACAAACCAAUCCACUUCUCAUCCAUGUUGACACCAAGGCUGGGCAUGGAGCAGGAAAGCCAACUGCUAAAGUUAUAGAAGAAGUGUCAGAUAUGUUUGCUUUUAUAGCACGGUGUCUAAAUCUUGAGUGGAUUGAAUAGGCAAAUUGCUUGUUACUGUCUCCUUUAGAAAACAAGGGCUUUAACAUUUAAGAACAGCCACGUUACUACUUGGUGUAGUACUUACAUUUAAGAACUACAGUUUAAUUAUUGAUCCAACCUGCUAUGGAAUUUUGAUCUUCUGUGCUUCCCUCUUUUUGGCAUUUCUUUGAUUUUUUUAUUUUCUACUGCAUUCCAAAUUCCAUUUUGAAAAGCAUGUUCAAAAAAAUAGCUGAGCUACUCUCAGUACUGUUGUGAAAAUUUAGAUUUCAAAAUUAGUGCUAGUUGAGCUUAUUUCCUGUAAACAAUUUUAAUGUAUUUCACCUAUAAACAUAUCCAGAUCAUUUGUAAUUAAAUGUAAGUACUGU
Poecile atricapillus (Black-capped chickadee) is the source of this 2695-nucleotide messenger RNA. It is a transcript of the gene PREP, whose product is annotated as prolyl endopeptidase. Lineage: Eukaryota; Metazoa; Chordata; Aves; Passeriformes; Paridae. Gene Ontology annotation, biological process: proteolysis. Gene Ontology annotation, cellular component: cytosol. The record is from RefSeq and is a predicted model, not a curated record. Gene Ontology annotation, molecular function: oligopeptidase activity; serine-type endopeptidase activity. The transcript has 15 exons. Bases 24 to 2330 code for a protein of 768 amino acids.